GCCAACGUGCGAGACCUAGGAAGGGGACAACGGGAGUACCCGGUUGUAGAGGAUCGGUGAGAAGUCAAAAAACAUGGCGAGUCAGAGGAUAACGCGUGAGACUUUUGAUGCUGUAGUGCAGGAGAAAAUGAAGAGGUAUCGAAUUAGUAUGGACCAAGCGAUCUCUGAAACAGUAAAGGAAUUUCAGCUUGACGGACCGACAAAAAAUCUCUCAAGAAUUCCAAUGGAGAGCUACAAUUCUCUUUUUAGGGACAGCGAAAGAUAUGGUUAUCGUGAUUCUUUAAGCAGAAACUGGGAUAUUGAGACACGGAGAGAAGAUUUAGCUCGUCAGUCAUACCAGUUAAGAGAAUACGGAAGAGAUCUGUCACCAGGAAGGCUCAGUGAUCAGAUUUUAGACAGGUGGCGUUCAGAUGACCCUCUGACAAGGGAGCGUCUGUUAAGGGAGGAACUUAGUGCCACUAACCGUAGGAUUUAUGAACUUGAUCCGCUCAGAAACAGGGAGCGCGAGGAGUUACUUUCUAGGGAUUUGGAUGGCCCCAGACGUUGGGAGCUUGAACGUGACCCUCUACGUUCUCCAGACUACAGUAUGGUCCGGCCAGACGUCUACAGGGAAUUUCGUUCAGCACCUCAAGGAGAGCGCUUUCAACAGAGAGCAGAUUAUACAGGUCCUGUUCAAAAUCUGUUCAGGUCUCCAGGAGCAAGGGGAAAGAUGUCUGUAAAGCAGGCUCGUGGAGGCAUGAUGCAGAAGGGUCCGGGUGGAAAGGCGCAGGCAGGGCGUCCAUUUCAGGGUGGCAAAGCAGGACAGACGAUGAGUGGAGCAAGCCCAAGUCAGAAAACCGGAAAGGCUGGUGAAUCCUCGGGGAAACAGACUGAAAACGAUUCUGUGAAGAAGACAGAAACGAAUGUCAAAGAUGCCAACAGUCCUGUCACUAAAUUCAGUAUGCAGAUGAUGCGGUGGGCCAAGUUCAAUACAAUGGAAAACGAUAUGGACCAUAUAAAACAGCACAAAGCUUUGUUCAAGGUGAAAACCGAAGCCUGCAAGAUGAUCGUUGAAUGCUUUAAAAGUGUCAUGAGUUCAAACCACAGGGAACGCUGUUUUACUGGGGUUAAAUUUCUAAGUCACCCAGCUUUGAAGAACCCCAAAAUUGACAAUGAUCUGUUGGAUUUACUGAUGGAGAAACAAGCUGUGAAGAGCAAAAAUGAUUUCUUUGAAGCCAUAAAGCCUUUCGACAAGGAGAUGAUGGUUAUCCAACAGAGGCUACUAAGAAGUGUAAUUCCUUUGCUAAUGGCCUGUAACACUUAUGAACUAAAACACUCUAUCCUCACCGACCAACGCCAACUGCUUGGUGCUCUCAAGAGCACCGUGUUUUUGUGUCGCAAGUCAAUGGUGCUGCUGGGACAGACCUUUGCGUUGAUCUCCAGCUCCAGGCAGAAUAAUAUUAUGGAAGUCUUGGGGCUGAGUGAAAUGCAGCGGAAGCCUUCAGAGUAUCCAAAUUUCAAGGAUUCAUUCCUGUUUGGGAAGCAGUUCGUUGCUCAGCUGAAAGACUGGCUGAAGAAACCGGGCAACAAGUUACAAUUAAAAUCGCGCCCUGUGCCUGUGGAAAAGUCCGAGGAUGCUAAAGAGGAUUUCGAUGUCGAUGUUGAAGGCAAAGUUAAAAAGGAAGCUGACCCUGCGGUUGUAGCGGAAAUUGACAAGCUGGUAGAGAAUGCCAUGAAAGGGAGCCAAUCGGAAGGAGAACGUCCAGCAUUCUGGUUCUUAUUUGAUAAAGACAGCGGUGAAUAUUUAUAUUACCGUCAGAAACUAGCAGAAUUUCAGAAAUCUACCGGCCAGAUAUCCGUAAACAACGCUCAGACAAAAAAAACAAGGAGGUCCCCUGAAGAGCUAGCCUGUGAGUCUGUGAGGGCCAUGCUGUAUGCAAAAAAGGCACAAGCUGUGAAGAGAAAGCUUUUCAAGAACUUGGCAUACUCAAGGAGGCAAAAACUAAGGAAGAAUGCUACCCGUUUAUUCAGAAAAGUAUCUGUAAAGGUUGAGCCAAUGGAGGUAUUGUCGUCUUCGGAAGAUAAGGUUGAUACGGAUGAGAAAAUGCAUGAAAAUGAACCUUCUAGCUCAUCUUCCGUUCCUACGUCCUCAACCCAUACGUGCAUUUCUCCAGCCUCUUUCAGUGCAUCUGCUUCUGAGUCUGCUAUGGAUUCUGCCCCUGAAAAUUCUUCGACAUCUGUCCCAGGUUCCACCCCAAGCAAGGCUUCCUCCCCAACCCCUGCCAAGGCUUCUACUCCUGCAAAAGCUACUACCCCAACCCCUACCAAGGCUUCUACUCCUGCAAAAGCUACUACCCCAACCCCUGCCAAGGCUUCUACCCCUGCAAAAGCUACUACCCCAACCCCUGCCAAGGCUUCUACCCCUGCAAAGGCUACUACCCCUGCCAAUGCUGCUACCGCUGCAAAAGCUACUACCCCAACCCCUGCCAAGGCUUCUACCGCUGCAAAAGCUACUACCCCAACACCUGCCAAGGCUUCUACCGCUGCAAAAGCUACUCCCCCAACCCCUGCCAAGGCUUCUACCGCUGCAAAAGCUACUCCCCCAACCCCUGCCAAGGCUUCUACCGCUGCAAAAGCUACUCCCCCAACCCCUGCCAAGGCUUCUACCGCUGCAAAGGCUACUCCCCCAACCCCUGCCAAGGCUUCUACCGCUGCAAAAGCUACUCCCCCAACCCCUGCCAAGGCUUCUACCGCUGCAAAAGCUACUACAACCCCUGCCAAGGCUUCUACCCCUGCAAAAGCUACUACAACCUCUGUCAAGGCUUCUACCCCUGCAAAAGCUACCACCUCAACUCCUGCCAAGCCUUCUGCCCCAGGCAAGGCUACCACAGUGGCACCAUCCAAGACCUCCUCAACCCCUGGCAAGCCUCCUGCCCAAGCAAAAGCUAUCACCCCAGCCCCUGCCAAGUCUGCUGCUCCAUUAAAAACUACCACACCAGCCCCUGCCAAGUCUACUGCACCAGGAAAAGCUUCCACUACAACCAAUGUCAAAGCUACCAAGGCUUCUGCCCCAGCUAAGACUUCUACCACAACCUCCACAGCAACUGCUGCCAAGGCUUCUGACCCUACCGUAGCCUCCACCGUAACCUCAGAAACUAAGUCACAGGCUGAGGAGCCUUCUGAAGAUGUUAAGGAUGAGUCUGCACCAGGUUCCCAGUGUUUGGAUGUUGAUGAGAAGACCAAGGACACGGCUGUAAAGCUGGCACAGUUUGUCGCUCAGAUGGGUCCAGAAAUUGAGCAGUUCAGCAUGGAGAACAGCGUUAACAACCCAGAAUUCUGGUUUCUGCGUGAGAAGGAGAGUCCAGCCUACCUUUUCUAUAAGAGUAAGGUGGAGGAGUUCAAACUUGCGGAAGAAGAGGCAUCUGAUGAUGAUGAUGACGACGACGAUGAUUUGUUGGAAGAUGACGGCGAUUUGGAGAAUAUAAGGAUUGAUGAUGCCCAGCUUUUGGAUGAUUUAGAUGAUGUGGAGAUGGAAGCCGAAUGUGAGGCAGCUGAGGCUCCCAGCACUGAAAAUCCACUAGUCGCUGCAUUUAGUCAAAUGCCAACACCAGCACGGCCGCCAAUGCCACGGAAGAGGGUCUCAAAAUUGAAAGUUGGAAUGCUGCCGCCCAAAAGAGUGUGUCUUGUGGAUGAACCCAAAGUUCAUGAUCCAGUACGUAUAGAAUAUGACCGUCCACGAGGGCGUGGUACCAACAGAAGAAAGAAACCUGCAGAUCUGGAGUUUGCCAACAAGAAACUGACACAGGAGAAUGUGGGUUUCCAGAUGCUGAGUAAAAUGGGCUGGAAAGAAGGACGCGGACUUGGAUCUGGCGGGUCUGGGAUAAAGAACCCCAUAAAAGUGGGGGCAGUGUCUGCUGGAGAGGGCUUAGGUGUGGAAAAUAAAGAGGGUGCAGAUUCCCAAGAAGACAACUUUGACGUCUUUCGACAAAGAAUGAUGCAAAUGUACAGGCAAAAAAUGGGUAAAUAGUUUUGCAGAAUCGCUGAAGACAACAGAAAUCCCUGAAAAUAUAGAAUCUGCUAACACGCUAUUUUAGCUUUUAUUUUACGGAACAAAGAAAGUGUAUGUUUGAUCAUUACAUUAUUUAAUGUUGUCCUAAGAUUUUUGUCCCAAAAAGGUUAUAUAUAUAGAAUUUUUUUUUUCUAUUAAUUUUAAAACACUUAUUAGAAACAAAGUGUCAGAAUGUUUUCUUUCUUAGUAACGACAGAUGUGUGUAUUUUUUUUCAACACCAGGUAAAUAUAUAAAUGAGUUGCCCUGGAGUGCUUCGUCAUUUCAAGUGAAGUAAAUGUAUUUUUAGUAAAACCGUUCAGUUAUGUCAAUUUAGUAGUGAAUUGGAGAAUCGUGGCCCCAUGGCUGACCAGUUGGUCACAUAAAGAAAGUUGAUUUGCAUGUUCUGUUUAACACUCCCAUUUGAAAUUCUUGCAGGUCAUACUGUUAUCCUUGCUGAGUUUUUUCCCCCAUUGUGAUGUCUCAUACCUUCCAAUAAAGUACCUUUUUAGAUGAAAAAAAUAAA
This is a messenger RNA of Spea bombifrons (plains spadefoot toad), 4551 nucleotides long. RefSeq names its product SURP and G-patch domain containing 2 (gene SUGP2). Gene Ontology annotation, biological process: RNA processing. Lineage: Eukaryota; Metazoa; Chordata; Amphibia; Anura; Pelobatidae. Gene Ontology annotation, cellular component: nucleoplasm. The transcript has 11 exons. The coding region runs from base 74 to 4006 and encodes 1310 amino acids. The record is from RefSeq and is a predicted model, not a curated record. Gene Ontology annotation, molecular function: RNA binding.